GGAAGCGCGUCGAGCCUUCUGAGUGUGUCAAGUUGCAGUAGCGGAAAGACCGUACGCAGCGCUAUCCACUCGGAAGUGGACGACGAGGCAAUAGAAGAGAGUCGCGAGAUAUGCUUGCGGCUCAGAAAGGAGGAGGCGACUUGUCUCGACAAAUUGGAGUUGGAGGUCGCAAAGAUGAUGGAGUCUUGCGACAUUCAGAGGGGCGUCAAGAAGACGGUAAAAGAUGGACUUAAAGUCAUCGAAGUCCUGCUGAAAGAAGCAAAAGCAAAGCACGUCGCGGCCGAUGAGUCGGACUCAGAAACGGAAGAGAGAGGGUGACAGUCCAGAAGAGACUCAAACCAAAACCGAUAAGAGGAAGAAGGAGGAAGCUCCUCCAAUGGAAACGGAAGUACCAGAUCCAAAGAUUCCUCAAUUGGAAAGAAUUGAGUCAAAAAGAUCCACAGUUCCAAACCGAGUCGGUCAAGGAUUGACGUAUGCUGACGUUCUAGGUAAGCUUCGCAAAGAGGUUAACCAGGAGGACAGCCAUACGAGAAUAGUAGCAGCAAAAGCUACAAACAAGGGGGACCUUCUGAUUAAGUUCAGAGGAGACUCCGACAAGGACGCUUUCACCGCCGAGGUCACCAAAGCGGUUGGAAGCAUGGGUAAGGUGCAGUCAUUGGAUCGAAGAGUUACACUCGAGAUCCGUGAUUUGGAUUCCCUUACCCAAGAAGCUGAGGUGCAACAAGUGUUGUCUGAAGCAAUGGGUAAGCCAGGAAACAGGAGAGUGACAGUCUUAGGACCCAACCGCCGAGGGAUGAAGCUCGCGGUUGUAGUCACCAAUCUGGAAGAGGCGAACAGGCUGCAGAAAUUGGGACACGUAAAAAUUGGUUUUAUGUGUUGCCCAAUCAAAAGAAGAGUAAUGGUCGUCCGGUGUCAUCGAUGCCUGGGAUACGGCCAUAUUGGAGCCAAAUGCCAGAAGGAGGACAGAUCGGCUGCGUGCUUUAAGUGCGGUGAGGCCGGUCACAGGAUCUCCAACUGCAAAAAGAACGCAAGCUGCUUUUUGUGCACUGAAAAGUUUGGCAAUAAGGUCUCAACCACCCAUAUUGCAGGCAGCGGAGGAUGCGGAGUCUUCAGGUCGGCCCUUGAGGAGGCGAAGAAGACUCUUGCAAGGACUAAAAGUAAAUGAGAAGUGUUAAAAGGAGCGAAUAGUUUUUAAUUGUUUAUUUUAUUUACUUUGAUUAUUUUUUGUAGUUUUUAUACUGUCCUUUUUACAUUUUAUUUUUAAUAGAUUAAUUUUUGUUUUUAUGUCCGUUUACAAUUUUAUCUUUUAACCUUUUAAUCUUUUUAAUACUUUUUAACAUUUGUUCCUUUAUUCUUUGACAUUGGAAUGGUUUUUAAUUUUAACUAUUGACGCAGAAGAACCGCAGAGAGAGAACAAAGUCGCAUGAGCGACAGAGUCAGAGCGCCACCCUCGAAGGCUAAAGUCUUGCGAUAGUUCCGAGGGUGGAUAAAGGGCUCCAAAAGAAGGGUUACUGGUUUUAGUGGGUCGGGGCUGGCAGUAGGUCGCCAGUUUAUUAAAUUUUAUUAUUUUACUUAUUUUAUAUUUCCUUUUCUUUUUUUUUAUUAUACCAACCCCACAUAACCUUGGAAUGCGGAGUCCAAGGUAUCUGUAUGCAGAUUUCCCAAAAGUCCCUAAGCGAAAAAAAAAAAUCAACAAGAUAUCAAAUUACACAAGCAAAAAUUUUAGGCAUCAUAGUCUGAAUAUUACCCCCCCAUGAUGUCAUAUCCGCCUCAGAAUCAUUGUCUGCCCCCCCGCGAUGUCAUAUCCGCCUCAGAAUCAUGGUCUGAAUACCCCCCCCCCCAAUGGUUUGAGUCUGGGCUAAAAGU
Molecule: messenger RNA, 1866 nt
Organism: Leptopilina heterotoma
Lineage: Eukaryota; Metazoa; Arthropoda; Insecta; Hymenoptera; Figitidae
Exons: 2
Coding region: 284-1165 (293 amino acids)
Molecular function (GO): zinc ion binding; nucleic acid binding
Source: RefSeq, a predicted model, not a curated record